This is a messenger RNA of Chara braunii, 2355 nucleotides long. NCBI's taxonomy places the organism in Eukaryota, Viridiplantae, Streptophyta, Charophyceae, Charales, Characeae. The record is from the annotation of a GenBank genome assembly.
AGCGCAACUGCUAACGGCUGACUCGUCGUCGUGGCAAGUCGACAGCGGAAGGAGAUAGGCCGGGCAUACUCACUCACAAUCGCACUUUUUCACUUUUGGACGGAACUGCGGCCAGAUGCAUACGACGAGUCCGGCCGUAAAUACAGUCCGGUACAUCUAAGAUAGUGGCAGUGUGAGCACGCCUUUAGGUAGUUCGUAGUAGACGCGAUAGUCGUGUUCGAGGGAAGAACCACCGUAGUCGAGAAGAAGAGGGAAGUACCACCAUAGUCGAGAAGAGGGAGGGAAGAGAAACACCAUAGCCGAGUUUGACGGAAGAGAAACACCAUAGCCGAGUUUGACGGAAGAGAACCACCAUAGUCGAGAAGAAGAGGGAAGAGAAACACCAUAGCCGUGUUUGACGGAAGAGAACCACCAUAGUCGAGAAGAAGAGGGAAGAGAACCACCAUAGUCGAGAAGAAGAGGGAAGACGCACUAUAGUCGAGAAGAAGCACCAUAGCCAAGUUGGACGUAAGAAGCACCGUAGCCCAGUUUGAGUGACGAAGAAGCACCAUAGCCAUAGCUGAGUUUGAGGGAAGAAGAAGCACCAUAGCCAUAGCCGAGUUUGAGUGAAGAAGAAGCACCAUAGCCAUGGCUCUCGCAGGGCGAAGGGGAAACGCAAGACUGCCGCCGGAGGUGAACAGGGUGUUGUAUGUCAGAAAUCUUCCUUUCAAUAUCACUGCUGAUGAGAUGUACGAUAUCUUUGGGAAGUAUGGCGCCAUUCGACAGAUCAGAAUAGGUACGACAAAGGACACACGCGGGACCGCCUUCGUCGUCUACGAGGACAUCUACGACGCCAAGAAUGCGGUCGACCAUCUUUCGGGUUUCAAUGUCGCUAAUCGGUACUUGAUUGUCCUCUAUUACCAACAGGCAAAGAUGAGCAAGAAGCUCGAUCAGAGGAGAAAAGAGGAGGAGUUAACGAAACUCCAAGAGAAGUACGGAGUAGCGCCUGGCGAUAAGAAGUAGACGUAGACGAGGGUUCAAACCAUCAUCAUAUCAUCAUCUGGACGGCUCAACGAGAAAAUAAAAAACUCGAUCAAAGCAGAAAAAAAAAAAAAAAAGUGGAGAAGUUUGACAAAAACCCCAAGGAGAAUUACGACGUGCUGCUCCCCAAGCAGAAAAAAGAAGACGUAGCGCCUGUGGAGAAGAAGUAGACGAGGGUUCGAACCAUUAUCAUCUGGAGGGGUCAACGAGAAAAGAAACGCGGCGACCAGAGAGAGAAGUAAAGAGGAGGGAGAGAGGAACUGACACAAACUCCACCAGAUUGGAGGGAGGGAGAGCGGGAGUAGGGAGUAUCAUCGCUUGCGGAGGAAGAGAAGGAGACGAGGGUUCAAACCGCCAUAUGAACGGCCCAACGAGAAAAGAAACGCGGCGACCAGAGAAGGAAAGAGGAGGAAAGAGGAGGAGCUGGCAAUACUCUGAGAGAGAGAGAGAGAGAGAGAGAGAGAGAGAGAGAGAACGCAGACGAGGGAUCAAGUCACCACGGGGACGGCUCAACGAGAAACAAAUUCGAUCAGGGGGAGCUGCCACAACUUUUAAGAGAAGUAUAAGUAUGGCGCAGCGCCUGAGGAGAAAAAGUAGAUGAGGGGUUCAAAGCACAAGCACCUGGAGGCUUCGACUAGACAGAAACUCCAUCAGAGAGAAGGAAAGAGGAGGAGCUGACAAAAAAGAACUCCAACGAGAAGGAAAGAGGAGUAUCGCCUGCGGAGGAAGAGAAGGAGAGAAGGAGACGAAGGUUCAAAUCCCCACGUGGCCCACGUGGACGGCUGAACGAGAAUGGCGACGGAUCUGCAUCGUCGAUUCUUUCUGCUUAUUUGUAGGAUGGUGAUUUUAACACAGCGACGAUAUAUCAUUCUUGAGCUGCUGGAUUGAUUCCUCUAAGCCCGGGGACGAGGUUCUACUAGCAAAGAGGAUUCGUUUUAAUGCAUGCAUGUGGACGUGUUUGUGGAGAGGUGCGGAGAUUUCGACGGACGGAUCUGAUUUUCUGCAUCAUCCAGAUUCAGGCGCAUAAUCCAAUCCAACUUUGCUACUGGGAACUCGCCCCGGGCUUUCUUGCGGCUGCUGUUGGGCAUCUCUCUGUGAGGCUGUGGGGCUCUAGCAGUGGGCGUGUCUGUAUGUGGCCUUUUUUCUUCGACAGGGUACAGUAGCUGGGGGCUUGUAUGUUGCCUUAAUCUUGACAGUGUGGAGGAGGAUGUCUGUAUAACAAUCACCCUUUCUUCGACGUUCCGAAGCUGAGAUACUUUUCUUGUUAAGCGCGCUCUGGUGUGAAUGGGACUCCUCGUUCUUCUUGAGCCGCUGUGAUAAAUUUACGAUUGCACU